AUGACGCAGAUAGAGCUGCAGGUUCAGGCCUCACACCUUUUCUUCAACACAACUUGUGAGCGUCUUCUCUCAGAGGAUCACAGAUUUGAUCACCAGCAGCAAACCGAUAGCAUCCUCCCUGCAGAGCGGCUUCACUUUCUCCAGCUGAAGCUGCAACAGAGGAGGACGAGAGCAGAUCUGAUCAACCAGGGAAUCAUGCCACCACUGAAAAGUUCAGCGGCCUUCCAUGAACAGAGGCGGAGCUUGGAACGAGCUCGGACUGAGGACUAUCUCAAGAGGAAGAUCCGGAGUCGACCGGAGCGAACAGAGCUGAUCAGGAUGCACAUCCUGGAGGAGACGUCCGCGGAGCCGUCGCUGCAGGUCAAGCAGCUGCAGCUGAAGAGAGCUCGACUCGCCGACAACCUGAACGAUAAGAUCUCCCAUCGGCCGGGGCCCAUGGAGCUGAUUCACAAAAACAUCCUGCCUGUUCACUCCAUCAUUAAACAGGCCAUAGAGACACAGUUUCCAAAGGCUGCAGGUGAUAACUCAUCAUGUGACAUGGACAGCAGUGACAGUCUGUCCCCAGAACAGCCAGUAGGACACGAGUCGCCUGCGGCCGUGAGACCCCCGCUCUCUCCACCAGACACGAGAUCUGCCACCCCCUCUCCCACACAGGACCCUCCUUCAGCUCCUCGUCUACCUCUGCUCUCUGGACACCGACCCUCACUGAAGCUGACCAAUGGGGUGACAGCACCAUCUGCCCAGAGGAUGGGUGUGGCCUCUCUGAUCAGGACUAAACCAAACUCUGACCGCUCCGCCCAGAGACACAAGAAACCAAAGGACAACCAUCCAAAGAUAAAGAAGUUAAAGUACCAUCAGUACGUCCCUCCUGACCAGAAGGGAGAGAAAGAGCCUCCUCCUCUACUGGACUCGUCUUAUGCAAAGAUCCUGCAGCAGCAGCAGCUUUUCCUGCAUCUCCAGAUCCUCAGUCAGCAGCAGCAGAACUACAACUACCAGGCCAUCCUGCCGGCUCCACCCAAACCUCAUAAAAAUCUGUCUUCCUCCUCCAACUCCAGGACCACCUCCUCCCCGUCGCCGCCUCUCGCUGCCCCCCCAGCUGCCCCCUCUGUCCAGGGCCGUCACAGCGCUCAGAGUUCAGCUCCUUUCGAUGGGACACAAGCAGGGUCUCUACCUCCAAACCUGGAUGAGAUGAAGGUCGUGGAGCUGAAGUCCCAGCUGAAGCUGCGUAGCUUGCCGGUCUCCGGCACCAAACCCGGCCUCAUCGAGAGGCUGAAGGCGUACCAGGAGCUGAAGGGAGGCAGUGGCACCAACCCCUCUCUGACAGCAGGGGGUAACACAGGGCCGGGGGCGGAAGGAGCAGGAAGAUCCUCCCAUCCUGCUGCAGCCGACCCUGAAAGCACAUCACAGCAGCAACAGAUCCAGAGCUGCCGGGCAUCCUCCCUGACGAGUCAGCGAGCCGCUCCUCAGCAGCUUGUGACCUCCAGUUGUUCGGUGUCACCACCACCCGUCUCCGUCAGCCUCUCUGACCGCCUGCCGGCCUCCAGCAGUCCAGAGGAGUCCAGCGUCAGCAAUGGUGCUUUCGAGGAAAUGAUGAGGUCACCUCUCUCCCAGUCGGGUCUUCAGCCAUCUUCAGCUCCUCACCUUCCAAAGACUAUUAAACAAGAGUUCCCAUUUUCCGCCCCAGCUCCGUGUCGGUUCUCUCUAAAGCCAGCCUCUCUGCAGAAACACCGCCCGCUCCCAUCAGCUGUCCCCACAGCUCCAGUACGGACUCUGGACAAAGACCAGAUGCUGAAGGAGAAAGACCAGCAGAUACAGGAGUUGACCAGGAUGCUGAGGUCGACCCAGAGGCUGGUGGAGGUGCUGAGGAUGCAGCUGGAGCAGAGGAACCGAGGAGCACAGGUUUGUGAGCCCGUGGUUCUUCUAAGAGUAAAACAAGAACCUCCUGAUAAGCCUGGUGUCCAUCCUCCAUUCCCCCCUCCCACUUCAUGUGACACUAAAGUCACAGUCAAACAGGAAGCCCCUGAGACGGAGGAAGUGCAAUCCCUAGACUCCCGUGGAUCUUACUUGCGACCUCAGGGAGCACAGGAGCAAACUCAGCUGCACACGGAGCCACAGAACAAACAGGAGCAUCGUGAUAGUCUGCAGCAGAACGCUCUGCAGCUGGCCCAGCGGCACGUCGUGCACAGACUCCUGCUGCGGCAGCAAAACAUCCACAACUGUCACCAGGCGCUGGAGAAUCCACAGAAAGUUUCUCUGCAGAAAAAGAAGAAAUCUCACAAACAGCAGCAGAAGCAACAGACAAAACUAAAUCAACAGACUCUAGUGAAACAACAACUGAAGCCGCUGUUGCAGCAGCAGCAGCAAAUCCAGAUACACUCCAAGAUACAUGUGAAGCAACAACAGGUGCUAAUACCAAAGAAACAACAGGUGCAGCAGCAGGCUCCACAGGUGCCUCAAGGAUCGGCCCUCUCUCUCCCGACCUGGUCAGACUCCACCGCGGCCCUGGUCACAGACGGGGAAGGAAACCACUUCCUGAUCGCACUGAGCAAUCGCAUCACUGAGGCACCCGAGGGAAAAGCGACCAAUCACAUCACCCUCCAGGUAGAGAACAGAGGACCUCAUGUGUCAGGGGACCGACCACAGCAGGGAGCCGCUCAGUGUGUGUCUGCCCCCCCCAGUCUGCAGCCUCUCUUCCAGAACCAGGAGGCCGCUCCCUCGGGGGAAAACAUCCCAUCACCUUCCUCUCACACUCUCAGCUCCAGUCUGGAUGUUUUAUUUAGUCGUCUGUCUCCAGCUCCUGUUCAGACGGCCGCCUCCUCGCCGGAUGACAAGCCUACAGAGCAUGAAGAUGAUUUUAUCGACAUCAUCUUGCAGGCAGGAGAGAAGUUGACCUCCUUCAACACGGCACCAGACUCGUCCCUCGACCGUCUCAGUCCAAACUCCCCAGCCUCCUCCCCCUCUGCCUCCCCAUUCCACCUGAUGCUAUCUCCCCCCGUCGCUCCCAGCUGUGACACCCCCCCGCCCUCAGUCUCAGCUGGCUCCGAGCUUCAGACUCUGGUCGACGCCGCAGGAGAGGAGCCGCACUUCGGUGACACCGGGGGCGGACGCCUGGAGGACUUCCUGGAGAGCACCACGGGCAGGCCUCUCCUGGGGGUGGAGCCUGGAGGCCUGCUGACGCUGAUCGACGACCUCCACAGCCAAAUGCUGUGCACCCCCAGCAUCCUGGACCCGCCCCCGUCUCCCAUGGACACCUUCGACAUGGCCCCGGAGGAGGGGCGCGGCCUGGACAGUAUGGAUUGGUUGGACCUCACGAUGGGGGGGGAAACGGAGGAGGAAAGCACCUCGCUCACCCCGCUCGGCCCCCACACUCCCCCUAGUAUCUUCUCCACAGACUUCCUGGACGGUUGUGACCUGCAGAUACACUGGGACUCCUGCCUGUAGCAUGUAUGAGCAGCAUCAGCACACAGACACACACAUGGAGCUGAUGCCAGGCUUCAGUUUUUGAUGAGAGCACUUUCCUCUGCAUCUUUACACACGUUUGCUUUAUUGAACCCCUCCAGCACUUUGACCUGUAUUUAACUCACACACUGAAGUAUUGACUGCAUACAAAUAUUAGGCAGGUCCUACAUAUGUACUCACUUACAUAGUAUAUCUACUUAGAUAUAGAUCUGGACCCAAUCUGUGAUGAGGCUCUUUAAACUGGGUCAUGUACCUACAGACGAAUCUACCUGAGGACACAGGCGCCAUGUUGAUGUGGAAAGGUCAAUCGGUUUAUUUGACCUUUGUCUAAUUAGAAUGCAAACUCGUCCUUCGCUGCCUUUCGUAGUAAAGAUAAUCCAUAUUUGACCACUGCAGGAGAAAGAUACAGGUAAUCGAUGAGACUGAUUUCCCAGCAACACAACUGUGUAAAUAGGUUGUUUGUAGACAAGCUGCCCUCCAGAAUUUAAAAAUAUUUAAAAACAUAUGAACAGUGGGAGAAAUUUAGCUAAUUAAUUGAUUUGGGGUCAUUCUGAAGGACAAAAGAGUAUUUAAAGAAGUGAUCUAAUCAGAGUUUGUGUUUCAUUCACAACACAACUUCCUCCACACAACCCUUAUGCAAAAGGUUUUAUGCAGCUGUCACCAGUGAAUCAGGUCCUGAGGUGAGGGAUGGGAACUCUCUAUUUGCAGAAUUACAGAGAGAACAUCACAUUGAUAUUUAAAAUAUUGGGGUGUUUUCAGAGUAUUUGUCAGAGAAGGGUCCUUUAAUAUGUCACGUGAAGCCAACCGUCUUAAUUUCUCAAUUGACGUUAUUCUCCUGUAUUCUAUGAACCUUAUAAACACGUGCGCACAUUUCGAAUUUAUAUAUUUUAUGUAUGAAUGUCUUUGCUAUGACGACCUCUGAAUGUAAACUUGUGGGACUAAGGUUUGUGCACCUGAUGUAGAAUCUGCAUCUAUAUUCACAACACUGUGUGUUACUGCUUUAGAGCCUCACUGUCGUUUCUCUGCCGUUCUGUUUGCACUUAAUAAUCAAACAGUGUCAUAUCAAAGGGAAGGGACUGAAUACAGUUGGAUAAAAUGCCUUCAUAUUAAGGUAUUUGUCAUAUUUUUUGUUUUCAUGGUGAUAACUGGCUGUCCUGUACUGUAUCAGUACUGUGGCCACUGAGGGUUUUAUUUCCCUCUGAGAUUUUACACUGAUGUUUAGGCACUAAAGAUUUAUUAUAAGACACAUUUGUUUGUAUAGUUUUUUUUAAAUCUAUACAGCAGAGUGUAACACUCUGUGUAUAGAUGGCGUGAACUGUGACUACUUGUAUAUAUCUUUUAGACGCAGCUAACAUGCUUUAGCCUCUUGAACAUGUUCUCUCAAAUGUGCCUUUAGAGAAUUUAUUCAGUUGUCACUUGGACUCAAAGAGGAAAUGAUUAGAUUUCAUUAGGCCAAGGUCAAAGGUCAUACACAGUCAGUCAAAAUAUGGUAAAUUAAACUGCUGGUUGUUGGAUGGGAGGCAUACAACCUCAGGGCAGUGAUUAUAUCAUCAUAUGAUCACACACUGGUUGUUACUGGUUUUGUGAACCUGUAAUAAAUGGCUGUUUUACAGAUCUACUGAUUGAAAUGAUAAUGAGACUGUGACGUCUUGGAACUGGCGAUUAAGCAAGACAUUUUUUUGAUUUAU
Molecule: messenger RNA, 5147 nt
Organism: Pleuronectes platessa (European plaice)
Lineage: Eukaryota; Metazoa; Chordata; Actinopteri; Pleuronectiformes; Pleuronectidae
Product: myocardin-related transcription factor A-like
Biological process (GO): smooth muscle cell differentiation
Source: RefSeq, a predicted model, not a curated record